AUGAGUAACACAAGCCUUGGUCUGUCCCCAAAUUCGUUAAUUCAGUUGAAAAUCCCACCCAAAUUUCGCGCCAGAAAUUGCCGCACGAAUUUCUCAGCAGUCUCAGCUCGUCUUGACAAUUCCAAAAGCAACUCAGCAGAACCACAACUCAAUCUCUCCGUCCUCCGCUUCACACUAGGAAUACCUGGGCUUGACGAAUCCUACUUACCCAGAUGGAUUGGAUAUGGGUUUGGUUCGCUUUUGAUUUUGAACCAUUUUGCUGGUUCCAUUUCACCCGCCAGCACAACCCCGGCUCAGCUUAGAACAGAGGCUUUGGGUCUAUCUCUGGCGGCAUUUUCCAUAGCACUUCCCUAUCUAGGAAGAUUUCUCAAGGGUGCUACUCCAAUGGAUCAAACUAGCAUCCCACGAGGGUGUGAGCAAAUAUUUGUGAUAUCACAAAAUGUCUCAAAUACUCAGAAGGAGGACUUGGCUUGGGCUACGUACAUCUUGUUGCGCAAUACAAACACCAUAGCCGUGAUAAUAUCAAUUCGAAAUAAAUUAUGCGUGCGCGGCUACUGGAACAUACCAGAUGAUGUAUCAAAAACCAAUGUACUUGGUUGGUUUGAGAAACAGAUUGAAAGCAUUGGUCUUUCUGACGUGAAGGAAACCCUAUACCUUUCUCAGAUUGAAGAUUCUGGACUUUGGGAGAUGCUACCACAAGGGACUCGUUCUCUCCUUGUACAACCAAUUGUGCAAGUUCUGCCCUCAAGUGAUAAUGAGAUUCAAAAAAGUGAAGGAUUUGUCUUGUUGGCUUCAAGCAUGAGGUAUGCAUAUAGUGAUAAAGAUAAAGCCUGGAUCACAGCUCUUGCAAACAAAUUUAGAGGUAAUCGAUAA
Prunus armeniaca (apricot) is the source of this 873-nucleotide messenger RNA. NCBI's taxonomy places the organism in Eukaryota, Viridiplantae, Streptophyta, Magnoliopsida, Rosales, Rosaceae. The record is from the annotation of a GenBank genome assembly.